AUGGGAAAACCACGACUUAUCAUCAUUAUUCGCCAUGCACAAAGUGAAGGCAAUCGAGAUAAGACCAUACAUCAGGCUACACCGGACCACAAAGUAAGUUUGACGCCGGAAGGAGAGGAUCAAGCACGACAGGCUGGCGAGAAGUUAAGGUCAUUGCUACGAGAAGAUGAUUCUCUCCAUUUCUUCAUAUCUCCGUACAAAAGAACUAGGCAGACCACAGAGGGCAUUCUCUCGACUUUGUGUUCAAACGAUCCUGCGCCCUCGCCCUUUCAGCGACAUCAUAUCAAGGUCUACGAGGAGCCCAGAAUAAGAGAGCAGGACUUUGGUAAUUUUCAACCAGGUACAGAUGAGGUUGAACGGCUUUGGCGAGAACGUGCUUCCUAUGGUCAUUUUUUCUAUCGCAUACCGAACGGUGAAAGUGGAGCUGAUGUCUAUGACCGUGUGUCUUCGUUCAAUGGCUCAUUGUGGAGGAGAUUCAGCGAGGACCAGAUGGCAAGCGUAGCUGUUCUUGUCACACACGGCCUCUGCAGUCGGGUAUUCCUAAUGGCCUGGUACCACUACAGCGUUGAGUUUUUCGAGGACUUACGGAAUAUCAACCACUGCGAAUUCCUUGUUAUGAAGUUGGGCAACAACGGCAAGUACGUUCUACAGAAUCAACUUCGCCGUUGGUCAGAUCUCAGACGAGAGCGUGCUGCCCAACGCAAAAGCGUUUCUGCUUCUUCACCCCCACAGCACAUUCCUGUUCACAGAUGGCAUAACCACGCUACGGAUAACACUCGAAGCGUGAAACCACCCAAACGCCAGAACACUGCCGACCUUUUCAAGGACGACGAUGAGACGAGCAAGACAGAAGGGCAAAUGCCGCAGCAGAAUUCCUCGCCCAGGAACGAAAGCCAACAGGAUCCUGUGGUAUCCCCAACAGAGUAUCAACAACGUGACAAGAAUAGCCAGCAGUUGUCACAAACAAAUCAAAGUCUAUUGACGCAGAGCCUCCAAGAGCUCAAGCUCACAAAUUCACCUAGAUUCUCAAGGUCGCAGACGAAAGCGUACCUCGGUCGAGACGGAGGAGGCUCAAGGUCCGGCGCGGCUUCUCCAUUUGAGAUGUCUGACGAAGAAUCUAACGAAGAUACUUCUGCCGCUCCUGCUAAGAACACUGAACCACAAGAAGAGAAGUUGGACGCGAUCGACGUCCCGACCCCCAAACAACCAUCGUCCAUGGCGAGAGCCCUGCGUGGAGAACUCAUGGACGAGCCUGGUCGCGUACUAGCUGAUGCGCUUGGCGAUCAUAGUGAACCAGAGAUUGAACGGGUCGACGUAGAAUUAGGCACUAGAGAUCGUGAGCGUAGUGAAAUAGCGCGGAUAGUGGCAGAGGAAGUUAGGGAGAGGAGUCAUCACUCUGACUUGUACUAG
Lithohypha guttulata is the source of this 1410-nucleotide messenger RNA. RefSeq lists its product as uncharacterized. The record is from RefSeq and is a predicted model, not a curated record. Gene Ontology annotation, molecular function: phosphatase activity. Lineage: Eukaryota; Fungi; Ascomycota; Eurotiomycetes; Chaetothyriales; Trichomeriaceae. The transcript has a single exon. The coding region runs from base 1 to 1410 and encodes 469 amino acids.